Syngnathus typhle (broad-nosed pipefish) is the source of this 733-nucleotide messenger RNA. RefSeq lists its product as uncharacterized. Gene Ontology annotation, molecular function: calcium ion binding. The coding region runs from base 1 to 588 and encodes 195 amino acids. The transcript has 5 exons. Lineage: Eukaryota; Metazoa; Chordata; Actinopteri; Syngnathiformes; Syngnathidae. The record is from RefSeq and is a predicted model, not a curated record.
AUGGGGCAGGCUGCAAGCAUGUCUCACUGGAAAGAAAAGAAUAUUACUGAGCUCUACGAAUGGUCCAGAAUGUUUAUUCAUGAAUGCCCAAGUGGACUCAUUACUCUCCACGAGUUUCAAAGGCAUUUCUGUAAUGUAACAGUGGGCAUGCAGUCAGCUGAGUAUGCAGAAGAGAUAUUCCGCACACUGGACAAAAAUGAGGAUGGGUUAGUAGAUUUCAGGGAGUACGUCAUGGCCAUCAGUAUGCUCGUUGAAGGCUCGGCAGUGGAGAGGCUGCGUUGGUCCUUCAAGCUAUUUGACAAAGAUGGAGAUGGUGCCAUCAAAAGGGAGGAGAUGCUGGGCAUUAUGCAGGCUGUUUAUAAAAUGAAUGAAGCAGUGGAUUUAAAUGAACCGAACUCCCUAACAGCUGAAGAAUGCACUGACCAGCUAUUUUUGAGAUUAGACAAAGACAAAAAUGCCGUCAUCAGCGUGGAGGAGUUCAUAGAGGGAGCGUUGGAUGAUGACUGGAUCAGAAAGAUGCUGGAAUGUGAUCCCUGCACCGUGAGGGUAGAGAGGGCCCCGAAGAGGGACUUGGCAAUGGGAGUCUAGGAUUGAUUGAAACUUCUUGUGUCAAUUCUUGAUUCAAACUUCUUGAUCGAAAUCUCUAGAAAAAAGUUUCUUUCACAUUAUUAAGCUUAGUAUAAAGCUAUAAAUGAGACAGCUGAGGCAGUGAUGCCUGCGUACAUUUCUGUGU